AAGGUACAAGAGGCCCAGCAGCCGAGCCCAGAUCUCCCAGGAGCGGGAAAGCACUGUUUGCUCUCUCCUCCUCUUGCCAGCCGAUUCCCUGCUCUGGUUGUUGUCGCUGCUGCUACUGCUAGGAUGGUGGUGGAGCUUUACCUCGACCUCGUCUCCCAACCCUGCCGGUCUGUCUUUAUCUUUGCUAAGAAAAACAACAUCCCCUUUGAGUUCAAGCAUGUGGCUCUCAUCCAAGGGCAAAACAGGACGGAGGAGUUUGGCAAGGUGAAUCUGCUGGGGAAAGUGCCUGCCUUGAAGGAUGGCGACUUCACCUUGGCAGAGAGCAUUGCCAUCCUCUUGUACCUAGCAAGGAAAUUCAAGACCCCUGACCACUGGUACCCCUCGGACCUGCAGAAGCGAGCCCGCGUGGACGAAUAUCUGUCUUGGCAACACACGACCACGCGAAUGUAUGGCACCAAAGUGUACCUGGCAAAGGCUUUGCUGCCUCUCUUCCUGGGACAUCCUGCCCCUUCCGAAAAGCUUGAAGAAGCCCUCGAGAGUCUGAAAGAGACCCUGAAGCUGUUUGAGGAGAAGUUCCUCCAGGACAAGCCCUUCAUUGCUGGCACAGAAAUCUCCUUGGCAGACUUGGUGGCCAUUGUAGAAAUCAUGCAGCCUGUAAGCGCCGGCUAUGAUGUCUUUGAAGGUAGACCCAAGCUGGCCUCCUGGCGCUCCAGAGUGGAAGAAGCCGUGGGGAAGGAUCUCUUUGCCGAGGCCCACGAGGAUAUUCGCAAAGCCAAGGAUGUGACGGAGGAUCAACUCCCUCCUGAAAUGAGGGAACAAAUCAAGCAGCACUUGCUGAAGUAUCUGAAGUGAACCCAAUUGGGGGGCAGAGUCCCUCUCAAUAAAGCGCCAGAACCAACCAAAA
Molecule: messenger RNA, 904 nt
Organism: Zootoca vivipara (common lizard)
Lineage: Eukaryota; Metazoa; Chordata; Lepidosauria; Squamata; Lacertidae
Product: glutathione S-transferase theta-1
Biological process (GO): glutathione metabolic process
Cellular component (GO): cytoplasm
Molecular function (GO): glutathione transferase activity
Source: RefSeq, a predicted model, not a curated record